Mesorhabditis belari is the source of this 921-nucleotide messenger RNA. The record is from the annotation of a GenBank genome assembly. Lineage: Eukaryota; Metazoa; Nematoda; Chromadorea; Rhabditida; Rhabditidae.
AUGUCAGCUAAGGCUUUUGUCACAUUUGCUGCCGGCAGUUGCGCGUUGGCGAUCGCAGUCGCUUUGGCUACAGCCGGGUACAUCUACAAUGAUAUCAACGAGUUCUAUGAGGAAACGAGAAGAGAUUUGGAUGAGUUCAAGGGCUUCUCAGAGAACGCCUGGACCCACAUGGUAGCAUCGGCUGCGAUCACCGGACAAACGAAGAAAGCCACUUUCCUUAUUGGCCGUCACAAGCGCUCGGGUGGACAAUGCCAGUGCGGAAGUCAGCCACCAUCAUGCCCAGCUGGACCACCUGGACCACCAGGACCUGCUGGAGAGCCUGGACAUGAUGGAGAGCCAGGACAAGCCGGAAAUGCAGGACCCCACGGAAACUCGUACUCGCAAGAUAAGAGCUCGUCCGAAUGCCAGACUUGCCCUGCUGGACCACCUGGACCACCAGGAUCUGAUGGACCUGCUGGAGAUGCCGGACCUGACGGACAACCCGGACAAGAUGGACAACAGGGUGGAUCUGGACAACCUGGACCUGCUGGACCUGCUGGAGAUGCUGGACCAGAUGGACAACCUGGACAAGAUGGACAGCCUGGACCCGCUGGACAGCCUGGCAAGAAAUACAUCUCUCAACCUGGACAACCCGGCCCAAGUGGACCCCCCGGACCAGCCGGACAGCCAGGACCAAAUGGAAACGCCGGACCAGCCGGAGCUCCUGGACCAGCUGGACCACAAGGAGGACCCGGAGGCCCAGGACAGCCCGGAGCCGACGGACAACCAGGAGGACCUGGAACUGAUGGAACCCCUGGACCCGAUGCCGCCUACUGUCCAUGCCCACCAAGAACCGGAGCCGUCUCUGGAGCACAAACGAGCGACUACCAAGCUCCAGCCAAGCAGGCUUACCGCCGAAAGGCCGCCCGUGUCGUGCGUCAU